AUGGCUUCAUCUAUUCCAGCAACUAUUCGGUCUGUUAACCAGGAUGUGCCCGCGCCCACUCUGACGCUCCAGACGCGUCCUACGCCAGUGCCCAACUUCGACGCGGGCGAGCAUCUCAUCCGCGUCCACACGACCGCUCUCUGCGCCGGAGAACUUAUAUGGCACACCUACGUCACUUUCAAGAAAGAGGAAACCGUCCCCGGGCCUGACAUGGCAGGAACCGUGGUUUCAGCGCCUCCUUCCUCGCCCUUCAAGCCAGGCGACCAAGUCUACGCUCGCAUCCCAUAUUCUCGCCCCGGAGCUGCUCGCGACUACACCAUCGCGUUGACGAGCGAGUUGGCGCGGAAGCCAGCGAAUCUGAGCUGGGAGGAGGCCGCUACUGUACCUCUGUCGGCCCUUACGGCCUGGCAGGCGCUAUUUGAGCAGUCCGGCGUGUGGACUGGGCCAGAGGACGCGAGGGUGAAAGGGAAGAGGGUUGCUGUCACCGCCGCGUCCGGGUCAGUUGGGAUGUGGGUUUGUCAGAUAGCGAAGGUUGCUGGGUUCGAGGCGAUCGUUGGGACGUGUGGAGACGGAAACGAAGAGUUUGUGCUCUCCAAGGGCGCUACGGAGAUUGUGAACUACAGGAAGAAGUCUCUGACGGAGUGGGCGGCCGAGAAGGAGGGUCGAAAGGUGGACCUGGUGAUUGACUGCUUUGGUGGUAAGAGUCUGACCGAUGCCUGGGGUUGUGUCAAGGAUGGUGGUGUGCUUGUUAGCAUGGUCGGGUCCCCUGAGGACGCGAAGCCGGCUGGGCUGGAGGUGAAGGAUGUCAAGAGUCACUUCUUCAUCAUGGAACCAAAGGGGGACCAGUUGCAGAGGAUUACCGGGUUGGUCGAGCAGGGAAAGUGUACUCCCUUGUUGGAUAGCGUGUUCCCGCUCGAGGGGUUCCAGGAGGCUACGGACAAGGUGGAGGGAAGACAUGCAAAGGGGAAAGUGGUGUUGAAGGUCUGCUGA
Molecule: messenger RNA, 990 nt
Organism: Arthroderma uncinatum
Lineage: Eukaryota; Fungi; Ascomycota; Eurotiomycetes; Onygenales; Arthrodermataceae
Product: alcohol dehydrogenase zinc-binding domain-containing protein
Exons: 1
Coding region: 1-990 (329 amino acids)
Cellular component (GO): mitochondrion
Molecular function (GO): oxidoreductase activity
Source: RefSeq, a predicted model, not a curated record